AUGCUAACACGAAAGCACUCGUCAAGAAGCAAACAGGAGAGAAUAAUAUACACGAGGGGUAAAAAAGUGAUAGAGGCCAAAGAAAAAGCGGUUCUAAGCAGAAAGGUGGUGGGAAACCUGCAGAAGGUGGGAAACCGUCGGAGAGCAACGAGUGACAGCACAGACCUGUGUGCGGACUCUCUCCUCGCAAUCAGGCCUCCCUGGGUCAGACGGGAAGGUUUCCCUUCCGGAGCAGAGACACCAGGCCUCACUCGAGGAGCUCCACUUGAAGCCGCGGUGAGCGUGAGCCUGAGUGUGAUCACAGCACAGGGUGUCGCCGGCCUCUCCCCCCUCAACUCCCAGAAGGUGACAGCUAUCCUAAACAAGUCCCUUAAGAAACGGGACGAUUUCUUUCCACCCAAGAUUUCUUCCUGCUUGGAAACCUUGGAGGUCUUUGAACAGGUGUUGUGCCGCAGCGAGGCCCCCGUCCCUGUGCAGAAACGCUGGGACCUGCCAAUAGGAACAUCUCUGUCCAGGGCCACUCCCGAACCUGCAGCAACACUCCCUGUCAAGUGCACUCAGUGCUCUCAGACAUCCCUGUGUGACUCAGUCAUGAUUCAUGAGGGAAGGUCAAUCUUGGGGACCAAGUCAACCAAGCUAAUUUCUCCUCUGUCACAGAGGUUGCUGCUGGGCUUCUCCAACCUCGGAGAAAUCCAACUCAUCCUCUUUGCUGUAUUUCUGUGCCUGUAUCUGAUCGUUCUCAGUGGGAACAUCACCAUUGUCACUGUCGUAUGCCUGGCUCGCAGCUUCCACGUACCUAUGUGCUUCUUCCUGGGGAUCCUUCCCAUCUCUGAGACAUGCUACACUCUGGUCAUCCUGCCCAAGAUGCUCAUAAAUCUGUUGUCCCCGCUCAGAACAACCUCAUUUGUCGACGGUGCCACUCGGAUGCUUUCCUUCUUUGGUUUUGCUGUCACUAAUUGCAUGCGGCUGGGGGUCAUGGGUUAUGACCACUAUGCUGCCAUCUGUCAUCCACUUCGGUACCCUAUCCUCAUGAGCUGGCACAUAUGCGGACAGCUGGUGGCCACUUGUGCUGUGAUUGGCUUUUUCUCACUGAUAGGCUCCCUCUUAGUCUUUGAACUCCCUUUCUGUGGCCCCAAUAAGAUCAACCACUGGUUCUGCGACAUCUUGUCAGUUAUCCAACUUGCAUGUACUGAAACCUACAUCCAUGAGCUGAUCAUCCUCAUUGGUGGGGUCCCAACACUCAUGAUCUCCCUGACUUUUUUCUGCAUCUCGUAUGGCUUCAUUGUCCACACCAUCUUGAAGAUCCCAUCCACUGACGGCAAGCGGAAAGCCCUCCCCACCUGUGCCUCCCACCUCACUGUGGUCAUCGUCCACCAUGGCCGUGCCUCCCCUGUCUACCUGCGGCCUUCAGCCAAGUUCUCAUCCAGCAAAGACAGGCUUGCGACAGUGGCCUACACAGUUGUGACUCCGCUGUUGAACCCCGUGGUGUAUAGCCUCAGAAACAAGGCUGUCGAGAUGGCCGUUUGGAAAGUGAUUGGCCGAAGAGAAUUUUAUCCUAAAGCUUUGAACUGCAGUUUUCAGACAUCGGGCAACAAGAAGUGUAACGUCCCCCGAGAGUGGAGGAGUGAACGAUUUCGCCUCCGUGUGACCGGCCACAGGGUCCAGAGUGUGAAACGCAGAACCCGGACCCCAAUCACAGGCCCCCAAGGGAAAGCCUAA
This is a messenger RNA of Prionailurus viverrinus (fishing cat), 1719 nucleotides long. Its product is annotated as olfactory receptor 10R2-like. Gene Ontology annotation, cellular component: membrane. Gene Ontology annotation, molecular function: olfactory receptor activity. Gene Ontology annotation, biological process: G protein-coupled receptor signaling pathway. Lineage: Eukaryota; Metazoa; Chordata; Mammalia; Carnivora; Felidae. The record is from RefSeq and is a predicted model, not a curated record.